AGGCACGCCGUUUCCAUAACAACGCGACCAGGAAGAACGGAAUACUGAAGGAAAAGGCGCUUUCGUUCGUAAAUUUAAAAAAGCAUGUUAUUUAAGAUGACUUACAUCAGCUUCUCGCCUUCAUGGCUCGGUGAAAGUUGAAAGGCUCUGUCCUCUGACUGAAACAGCCUCGUUUGGUAAAGAUGUCGUUGUCCACGGCCAGAGCCAGUCCAGUGCCAGGCGCACCCAGGGGAGAGCAAGCAGACGAGAUUGACCUGAGAGUCCAAGUUCCAGAUCAGGAGAUGAGGAAGGAGCCCGUCAAACAAAUGGGCAUCCCAGAGGAACUGCUGCUCAGCCUCACCUCCACUGUCUCCAAAAACACACAGGGCCACACUGCACAUCACCGAACCUGUGAAAAUGAUGGAAUCAGACGGCCAGAUGGAGUUUGGCAUUAUCCACUUGGACGCACCAAAUACAAAUACUUUCUGGAACAGCCAACAUCGCUGACAGAAGCCGGCAGGGAUAUUUCAUUCCUGUGCGAUGCUGUGCUCACACAGAAAAAGAUGACUGCUCUCCCACCCCUGCAUGAGAAGGGCUGCAACGGAGACAUACAGAAAUUGGAUGUCAAACAAAAUGUGAUCCCUGCAGAGUAUCGUAUUGUGAGGAACAAAGGAAUACAAUCCCUCCAGUUGUAUGACGAUGCAUUCACAGUGCAGCUGAAAGAUCAGGAGCAGAAGUUACGAGUUCUCCCAUCACUGAGGCCCAGUGGGAGGCUGGAAGUGAUCCAGCUGAUGCGAAUGAUGGAUGACAUGCUGGAAAAGGCUGGAGUGGAUCAGCAGGACGAAGAGCUGACCGACCUGUGCCAACUCGAGAGCUUGUUGGAACUGGUGAAGACAGAGCAGAACAUCUACAACAUCGUUUUCCAUGAACUGAUCAGGCAGGUGACCGUCGGCUGUGCUGAGAGAGGACAGCUCCUCGCCAAACUCAGGCAGCGGUACCAGACUCUGCUGGAGCGAAUCCCCCGGCGCCUGAAGUCGUUACAUACUGAGAUGGUGGCGCAGCGGGCUCUGGACCGUCGGCUCAUUGAGGAAAUUUACCACAUCAAGGCAUCCAUCCAGCAGAUAAACAUGGAACUAGCAAAAGUGAGAGACCAUGAUGCUUUUGUUUCCGAUAAGGUGCAGAACGCACAGGAUGAACUUGCCAAAAGCUACAAAGAAACUCUCAGCUACUCAGAAGUUGUCCAGGGUUACCACCAUUUGUACGAGCUGCACAGGGCUCGUCUGGAGGAUGAGCUGCUACAGAUGACUGAAGACAGAGACUAUUGGAGCCAGUACACCUUCAACCUCGCCCUCAAAGUGAUUAAAGUGAAGAAGCUCAAGCUUGUCAGUGAGCUGCAUGUCAGUCAGGAAGGCUGGUUCGAGACAGCACAGGACUGCCUCAUCUACAUUGCCACAAAGGAUGCACAUGAUCUGGAUGUCAUAGUGGAGACAACCGAACAGUGGAAAGAUGAGCUGCUUGCCCUCAUGUUCUUUGUGAAGAAGAUUCAGCAUGCUCAGUUUGAACAGAUCUCCUCCAUGCAGGAAGGCAUCAAAGAGUGGUAUCAUUGUAUCAGCACACAGAAUCUGGAUGAGAUUACAGAAUAUGACGUGACAACAUUGGCAGAACUCCAUGCAGACUUAUGGAGGUGGACAAAUAAGUUGUCACUUGCAUCUGGUGAAUCCGAAGGAAAAAGACAGGAUUUAUUUCAGAGGAGACUGAGUGACCUCCAGAAUUGCCUGCAUAAAUUUAUAAAAAUAAGCUUUCAGAUUGUUGAAAGGCACACUUUCCCUAAUGUUGCGCCUUCUGUGAGCCUUGAGACAAUAAGAGAGCUGGAGAAUGUCAUAAGUGAACUUCUCAAACAAUAUGACAAUCAAGUCAGUGAGGUCCACCAACUCAUUACAUCCAUGUAUGAACGAAUGGACUUCUGGGCUUCUGAAACUCAUAAUGCGCUGCAGCUGUUUUGUCCCGACUCAGCAAUGGCCCCCUCUGAUUGGACUAAACUGGAAGAAGCUUUGUCUUAUUGCAAGGACACAAUUGAAAAGAUAAUUUUGCACUUCCCCUUCGCACAAACGGACUCAAAAACAAACAAACAAAAAGGCAAAAGAGUGGUCAAAAUCAUCCCUAACUUUUACUCAGGGACAGAAAAGGUGAUAGAUGAGGUUCAGGAGCUCAUAAAAUGCCUGUUCACCUUCACUGAGACUGAGAACAAGAAACUGCUAGAAGAGGUGUCUUGUCUUCAUGAAGGUCAAAGAAGCUGGAUGUUGGCUGUGUUGCUUCACAUGUUACCUGACCAGAUUGAGGAAGAAGAUAAAGAUCUGAACCGUGAAGACAAAACAGAAAACUCAUUACAAGCUUUAUCUGAGGAUGCAAAAAGUCUGUCAAAGACAUUGCUCUAUUAUUCCAGAUUUAUUACCAGAGCAAGCAGAUUAAUUUUGGAGGAGGCGUUUAUAGUGGACCCUUAUGAUGCAGAUGUGGAAGAUAAGACAAAACAGUUUAAAAAGCUGGAGACAGAUGGUGAUAAAUGGUUGGAAAGUUUGAGAAUACUGCUCAGAGGAAUUAAUGAGAAAUUUGAGGCGGAACUCAUCAGGCAAGCCAAAGAAACUUCAAGCAGCCCUCAGCCACCAGAAAGCCUGGAUACUCAGAUCAGUGAAGGUCCUUUGCAGGAGCCCAGCGAAGCUGAUGAAACCACAGAUGAGACUGAACCAGAAAAACCUGAGACCAGUGAAGGUCCUUUACAAGAGCCCAGCGAACCUGACGAAACCACAGAUGAGACUGAACCAGAAAAAACUGAGACCAGUGAAGGUCCUUUACAAGAGCCCAGCGAACCUGACGAAACCACAGAUGAGACUGAACCAGAAAAAACUGAGAUGACGAGUGAAGAACCGGAAAGAGAACAAGAGAGGCCGUCACUGAAGAUUAUAGACUACGAUACAAACAUCAUUCAAAUAUAUCAGGAUGAAAGCAUGGUCCAGCUGUCUGGGGGCCAUGAGCUGAUUGCGCGUCCAAUAACAGAAAAAGACCAAAAAGCUUACUCCAGUCUAGCAUCAGUGGUGCUGCUGCAGAAAGAACUGAGUGACUCUGAGAAGAUAGCAAUAACUGCUGAGAAGCGAGCUCAGGAAGCGGAGGAGGCUCUGUUUGAAGCGCUGAUUAAGAUUAAGGACCUGGAGAGAUUGCUCCAGGCUCAGGCUGCUGCAAGUGAGGAAAAGAAAACACCACCUCGUUCCUCACCUCCAGCUGCAGAACCAACUUCUGAAACAUAACCCUCAUCUGAAGCCAAAAAAGAAAGCAACACCUGAAAGAAAACAUGUUGUGACUCUAUGUUUAUGUUUGAGGCUAUCUUAUUUAUUUUUGCUGUAUUUUGCAAAAAAGUAAAUAUAAUCAGCUACAUUUAACAACCCACGACUUCUCAAAGUGUGACGCAUAAAUAAAAAAAACUGAAGAUGACAGAAAAGCAAUGUACAAACCUCUCCAUUCUGUAGAUGGAGAGGUUUUCUUUCAUCGCCUUAUUAUUGUACAAGGAUGCAAUAAUAUCCUUGUACAAUAAUAAUAUCACUUUCUGAUAGUGUGUGCUGUGCAUUUGCUUGCUGUGGCACCUGUCAACCCUUUGUCCCUUCAAUGUCUCUCUUCUUCCUGCUGCAUUAAUAAAUGUCUAUGAAAAUGUU
This is a messenger RNA of Poeciliopsis prolifica (blackstripe livebearer), 3680 nucleotides long. RefSeq names its product axonemal dynein light chain domain containing 1 (gene axdnd1). The coding region runs from base 183 to 3278 and encodes 1031 amino acids. Lineage: Eukaryota; Metazoa; Chordata; Actinopteri; Cyprinodontiformes; Poeciliidae. The record is from RefSeq and is a predicted model, not a curated record. The transcript is spliced from 28 exons.